AUGUCCUCUCCCUUCUCGCAGGGCUCGGGCUUCCACGCGUCGCGAAGACAGAAGUAUGGCAACGUGUUCAAGACCCACCUGCUGGGCCGUCCACUGAUCCGGGUGACGGGCGCCGAAAACGUGCGGAAGGUUCUGAUGGGGGAGCACACGCUGGUGACGGUGGACUGGCCCCAAAGCACCUCCACCCUGCUGGGGCCCAACUCACUGGCCAACAGCAUCGGAGACAUCCACCGCAAGAGGAGGAAGGUGUUUGCGAAGGUGUUUAGUCAUGAGGCCCUAGAGUCCUACCUCCCGAAGAUCCAGCAGGUCAUCCAAGAGAGCCUCCGGCUGUGGAGUUCAGACCCAGAGCCCAUCAACGUCUACAGGGAGAGCCAGCGGUUGUCUUUCACCAUGGCCGUGAGGGUGCUGCUGGGCUUCAGGGUGUCGGAGGAGGAGAUGAGACAUUUGUUCUCAACCUUCCAGGACUUUGUGGACAACGUCUUCUCCCUGCCCAUAGAUCUCCCAUUCACCGGCUACAGGAAGGGAAUUCGUGCACGUGACACCCUUCAGAGAGGCAUAGAGAAAGCCAUCAGGGAGAAGCCUCUGUGUUCCCAGGGGAAGGAUUACAGCGACGCGCUGGACGUCCUUCUGGAGAGCGCCAAGGAGAACGGCACUGAACUUACCAUGCAGGAACUGAAGGAAUCCACCAUUGAGCUGAUCUUUGCUGCCUUCGCCACCACGGCCAGUUCCAGCACCUCCCUCAUCAUGCAGCUCCUCCGUCAUCCUCCCGUCCUGGAGCGCCUGAGGGAGGAGCUGCGGGCCCGGGGCCUCCUCCACAAUGGCUGCCUCUGUCCUGAGGGGGAGCUGAGACUGGAGACCAUCAGCAGCCUCAAGUAUCUGGACUGUGUCAUCAAGGAGGUGCUCAGGCUCUUCACACCGGUGUCCGGAGGCUACAGGACCGCCGUGCAGACCUUCGAACUCGAUGGCGUCCAGAUCCCCAAAGGCUGGAGCGUCAUGUACAGCAUCCGGGACACUCACGACACCUCAGCUGUCUUUAAGGAUGUGGACGCCUUCGACCCCGACCGCUUCAGCCAGGAGCGGGGUGAGGACAAGGAAGGCCGCUUCCACUAUCUGCCCUUCGGUGGCGGCGUCCGGUCCUGCCUGGGCAAACAGCUUGCCACACUGUUCCUCCGCAUCCUGGCCAUCGAGCUGGCCAGCACAAGCCGCUUCGAGCUGGCCACCCGGCAGUUCCCCCGUGUGGUGACCGUGCCGGUGGUCCACCCCGUAGAUGGGCUCAAGGUCAAGUUCUACGGACUGGACUCCAACCAGAAUGAGAUCAUGGCCAAGUCGGAAGAGCUGCUGGGAGCGACGGUCUGAAGGACAGACGGACAGACGAGGAGAGGAGCGGUGAGAGAUCUGCGGAGGGGCGAGGGAGGGGAUCGAAGGAAAGAAAGAGAAGCAAUUGGAGAAUUUUUUUUUCCUUCCCUCCUUUCGUUCAGCCAAGUUUGAGGUUUCUUCUGAAAAACUGACAGAAAAGCAGGAGUCUUCUAUCUCUUAUUCCAAGCAAUGAUGAGUGGGACUUUCCUCAAAUAGGAAGAAGCUGCCAAAAACUUCUAAUUAUGCUCUAUUUUGUUUAUUUUCUAAAGAAAUAUACAAACAUAAAGUACAGUAUGUGUAAAAAAAAAGCUAUGUAAUAUAAAUCGAAAAAGAAAGUAUGGGUAUCAAAGGAAAUGCACAACUGGAGAGGAAGACGUCACACGGAGAUACUUUGGAUGAAAUGAAGUGAUGAGAGGUUAAAUUUAGAAGUAAAAGAUGAGGGGAAUGGUAGUAGGAAGAUAGAUGGAUGAAACAGGGUAUGGAGAUGAAAGAUGAGGAUAACAUUUUAGCAUUAAGCUUGUGUUAAAUCAACAUAAAUGGACCAUUUAGGUUGUCUACCAGGGUAAACGAAAUUGUAUGGAUUAGAUUACACUGAUAAACUAAGUGAGAUAUUCUGUAUAAUCUGGUCCAAAGUAAAUUGAGGAACCGGAUUUCUGUGGGCCACCUGGAUUCAAGACCAGUAGGGACUGCGGCGAGAUUUGUAAAGAAAGGCAGAAAUGAGAGGUGGCAUUGAUCAGGUUUGCUAAAAGUCAUACCAUGGCCUUUAAAUUCAAAGUGAUUACUACCUGACAGAUGCAGUCAAAUGACAGGGACAGCACAGUGGCGAGGCCAGUCAUGACAAAGGAAAAGCAUGUUACUGAACUGGCUGGAAAAGGUCUCUGUCAUUUCUAUCGUCUGACAGAUCAGCGUGCUGCAGAUUUGGUAGGACCGCUUUGACACUGUUUAUUGAUUCAUGAUGCAGUACAAUACCACGAGCAGUCCGAAUGGCUAAAAAUUGCUCUCUGAUUCCCUUUAGCAGGGGCAAAUAUACAUUGUAAGUUUUUGGAUGGUUUUAAGGAGAGUAGGGCUUUACUGAAAUGUAAAGUUUGUAGUGCAAAUGGAGAAAGCUAAAUUGAACGGACACUUUCACGGGACAUUUUGACUUCUAAUAUUUUGAAGCGAUGUGGAUGGGCAGUUUUUCGAGCCAUAUUCAUAACUCAUGUUUAUAUACAGUAGUCCUUCAUGCUAUACACUACACUUCAGAAGGUGACCGACACUGAUUCUGCACCACCGGUGGUUCUCUCUGUAAAAAAAAGGCAUUAUUAUUUUUCUAUAUUGGCAGAAAAAAGGGUGCCAUGUUAGAUAUCAGCUCUUUAUAGAGUCCAUGACAUUGAGCUGGUGCUCAUAAUUGGAGCACUUUGCAAUGAGUAAGACGAGAUUCGGUUCAGAGAUGAUGAACAUCACAUACAACCUGUAAUGUGACGUAUUGGGGUUUGAACCAGAGUACCAUCAGUACCAUCAGAACAUCCUGAAACCUUACAGUUGAUGGAGUUAGACCUGGGGAAGAGAAAACAAACAAAUUAGCUGAGUAAAUGAAAGAGAUUGAGAGGAUUUCAUAAAGGCACAAACUAGAAUGAGCAGAGGAGGUGGGUCGAUGAGAUGAGAUUCGGGCCACAGUUAUAGAUGAGGAGGUCUGUCGAGGGAAAACAAACUUCUGUGAAACAGACAAAGACAAGCUGAGGGGCUUAUGAAUCUCAGCCUUCCAAAUCUCUUCUCUCCUGCCCCUCUGCAUUGUUUUAAAAUGUUACUUAUACUUUCCAUCUUGUCUUUUCCAAUUGCGUUUUAAACUCAGGUGGAGGGUGGACAUUUUUGAGUAAGACAUCUUUUUUGAUAUUUAACUCUAAAUGACUGCAUAUACAAAGACUAUCCUUCUGGUAACUUGCCUAUUUUUACAGAACAUCACCUACUGUUUUGUUUUUAAUGGUUUUAUUUACAUGAGUAGUUUGGUUUUGUAUUCUAUAUUCCAAAAUUUGAGGGUCUCUCAGCUUACACUGAUUAGCCAAAACAUUAAAACCACCUGACUAAUAUUAUGUAGGUCCCCCUUGUGCCACAAAAACAGCUCUGAGGCAUGGACUCCACAAGACCGCUGAGGGUUUCCUCUGGUAUCUGGCACCAAGACAUUAGCAGCAGAUCUUUUAAGUCCUGUAAGUUGCGAGGUGGGGCCUCCAUGGAUCAGACUUGUUUUUCCAGCAUGUCCCACAGAUGCUCGAUCAGAUUGAGAUCUGGGGAGUUUGGAGGCCAAAGUAACACCUUUAAUGCUUCAUCAUGUUCCUCAAACCAUUCCUGAACAACUUUUGCAGUGUGGCAGGGUGCAUUAUCCUGCUGAAAGAGGCCACUGCCAUCAGGGAAUACCCUUGCCAUGAAGGGGACAUCAUGGGCACUCUGACCAGUCUGCAGCUAUUCAGUCCCAUGCGCAGCAAGCUGCCAUGCACUGUCCUGACACCUGUCUAUCAUCUAUCAUAGCCAGCAAUAACUUUUUCAGCAGUUUGAGUUGCAGUAGCUCUUCACUUGUCAGUGGUUUUAAUAUUUUGGCUGAUCAUUGUAUAUCAACCUUUGCUGCCAGCUUGUGUCGUAGUACUGUCUGCUUCCAAUAUAUGUGACCAUUAUGCAUCCUUCCUGGUCAGAGAAUGGGUCCCGAGAUUGCAGAGCCCAUCCCAUAACAAAGAUGUCAAGAUGUUUAACACUUGAUUCCUAAAACACCCCAUCAUGGCCUGCCAUGUGUUUUCUUAAGUGUCCUUGAGCAAGGUAGCAACCCCAUACAAACUCACCAAUGCAAGUUUCUGUGAAUCACAGCACCAGCUAAAUUCCUCAACUGUAAAUCAUAAGUUUGAUUAAAUUUAGGAAAACGGUUUAGUCAAAUGGUUCCAUGAAGCUAUGGGAGAAAAUUGAAUGAAUUAAGGUCAAAUGUUAAUUAUGCUUUUUUUUUAUGAAUCUGUACUUCAAUGCAUAAGCCACAUUACUGUCUUAUGUUGAGGUUGAACAUGAUGUUGGCCACUGACUCACUUUUGUGGCCGGGAUACAUUGAGAAUUAGCUCUUAUGGAAGGAGCUCUAGCAUAACUUUUUAAACUGAAGGAGAAGAGAGGGAUGAUAGAGAGAGGUGAAGAGGAGACCUUCAUACAUGCUGCUUGAGUGUCGCUUUGUCAUUCUGUGUUUUAUUUUGUAAUCUGUUUUCUUCUCGUCUCAUCGGGGCAGCCAUUUUGAAUUACGUGGAGACGGUGACAUUCUGUCCUAUCGAUGCUACGAAUGCAAACUUCCGUGGUUUUGUUCUUUCUUUUUUCCAGUUUGUUUUGAAAAGCUCAAUAUAGCUAAAAGAGAUUUAUCGUCCGACGUGAUUGCACAAUCAGAACUAUCGGGACUUCUGUGUCCAAUAUUUGGUGAGAAUCAUCUUUUUCCCCAGAUGUGGGAAGGUUUCUAUAACAGAACCAUAAGACUUGUCACAAGAACUCUGGGACAUUCAGGAAGCCUCAGGCACUUCCUCAAAUGGACGUCUGGGAGGACCAAUGAGGCUCAUGGGGCGGGGUCAAACUUGGAAAUGCUCUUCGUCAUUGAGCGAGCUUUGUCCAGAAGCAUUGACGGAUACUUCGCGGACAAGACAUUGUUCACUCUCGCUACCAACCACACCACUGAUUUUUUUUUUUUUUUGGUCACGAUGAGAAAAAUAUGAAAAUGGAUUUUUUUGCUGCUUUCUUGUGUACAUUUAUAUUUGAGAGAUCUAGAUUGCCAUGAUAGUUUGUAUCAAGUGAAAUUUUGCCUCCCCCCCUUUCUAUAUAAUGUAGCUGAUAAAAUAUUUGCAUUUUGUGAAAGCAAAGAGAGCGUUAAUAGGUUAUAGUGUAUAUUAACUUGUAUGAUAGUCCUUUCUUUAGCAAGCGAUGGGAAAAUCAGCUAUUUACAUCUACUAAUAACCUAAUAUUAAUGUUAUUGUAUGAUUAAUAUUGUCAUAAAAUAUUUGAAAUGCUAUUUUUUAUUCUAUUACAGAUUUAGUUUUUUUUAGUCUAAAUGAGAGAGGUUGUUGGUAAAUAUUGGAUGUAUUUAGAAUAUCUAUUUCAGUUAUAUUGUAAACAGUGUUUAAAAUGUUAAUAUGGUUGAUUUGGUUACUGUUAAUAAUUAUUUGUUUUGUUACUCAGACUUAUUAUCACUGCAUUUUAUUUGAUAUUAAUUAUCAAAAACGGAAAGCACUUGCGAGGUAUGAUUAUGUUUUUAAGUGCCAUGCGACUACACUUCCCCCUUCCCGCUGACCUGGCGGGUUCGAAGACCUUGUCUUUCUUCAUUCUGUAUAUAAUGUUAUUUCUUUUUACAGGAAAAAUGUCCGCCUAGUUUUGAAUAUGAAUGUUUCUUCUUCCUCCCAUCCCUAUUUUUUUUUGUUUUGUUACAGUGAUUGUUCAAUGUACUCCUGAAAUAAAAUAUAAGGUAAA
Lampris incognitus (smalleye Pacific opah) is the source of this 5808-nucleotide messenger RNA. RefSeq names its product cytochrome P450 26B1 (gene cyp26b1). NCBI's taxonomy places the organism in Eukaryota, Metazoa, Chordata, Actinopteri, Lampriformes, Lampridae. The transcript is spliced from 6 exons. The record is from RefSeq and is a predicted model, not a curated record. Gene Ontology annotation, biological process: sterol metabolic process. Gene Ontology annotation, molecular function: heme binding; monooxygenase activity; oxidoreductase activity, acting on paired donors, with incorporation or reduction of molecular oxygen. Bases 1 to 1356 code for a protein of 451 amino acids.